AUGAUAGCCUGGUCCUUCCUUGAGGUGCGGAAACCUGCUCAUUCAACUCUGUUCCAAAUGACCUUGGCCACUGUUCUGAUGGCCCCUGUUCUUGGGAGACGAUGCAAAAACCCAGGCGAGUUGGUCAAUGGGAAAGUGGAAAUUCAGACUGACCUUUUGGUAGGCUCAAACAUAGAGUUCAGCUGCUCAAAGGGCUACCUUCUGAUUGGCUCAGCAACUAGUCGGUGUGAGGUCCAAGGUAAAGGAGUUGACUGGAGUGAUUCUCUCCCAGAAUGUGUAAUCGCCACGUGUGAGCCCCCUCCAGCCAUCAGCAAUGGGAAGCACAGUGGUAGAGAGGAAGACCUGUUCACAUUCGGAUCCAUAGUCAUCUACAGUUGUGAUCCCAGCUUCACACUCCUUGGCAAUGCCUCCAUUGUCUGCACUGUGGUGAACAAAACAGUAGGUGUUUGGAGACCACGCCCUCCGGCCUGUGAAAAAAUUGUCUGCCACAGGCCACAGAUUCCGAAGGGGGACUUGGCCCCUGAAUUUCAACAGUUUUAUACGUACAGAGACGCUCUUGAGAUUGGAUGCAAGAAGGGUUUUGUCCUCAGAGGCAGCAGUGUGAUCCACUGUGAAGCUAAUGGAGAGUGGUAUCCUUCUAUCCCCACCUGUGAACCCAAUGGUUGUGUUGAUGUACCAGAUAUUUCCUAUGCUUCCUGGGAUGAAUAUAAGUUCCCAUUAAGAAAUUUUGAAGUAUUUGAAAUUGGGGCCAAAUUGAAAUACCAGUGCAAGCCUGGUUAUCGAGCAAAUCUUAACGAUUCCCAGAUUGUGACUUGUCAGGAAAAUCUGACCUGGUCAUUUUCCAAUGGAUGUGAAAGGAUAUGUUGUCCAACACCAAAUAUGAAUAAAAUCAAAAUUGUAAGUGAAAGGAGAGAUUUCACGGGCACGUGCAUCUAUGCCUAUGGAGACUAUGUUUUCUAUAUUUGUAACGAAGGUUCUUACCCUAUGUCUACGGAUGGAAGGAGUUCAUGUCAAGCAGAUGGAAAGUGGGACCCUGCAAUACCAUCAUGUCAACCAGACUCAAGCCUGCAACGCCAUCUUGCUCUCUCCUUCCCAAACAUAUCAGAAACCAAUAUGACAAGCAAAACCUAUCCAUAUGAUAAUGAAGAAAACUCAACAGAGAGUUUCAUUAAAGGCAUGUGUCCCAAACCAACGGUCAUAAACGGAAACCUGUCUGUGGAGAGAGACCUCUAUGCUGAAAUGGAAAAUAUCACCAUUCAAUGUAAUCCUGGAUAUAGCUUGGUUGGCUCCGCAAACAUCAUUUGUUCGGAGAACAGAACGUGGUACCCUGAGAUACCCAACUGUAUGACGGAGGUCCCGGAAGAAUGCAGAAUAGUGAACAAAGGCAGAAAACUCUUGCAGUGCUUCUCAAGCCCAGAAGAUGUGCAAAGGGCCUUGGAGGUGUACAAGCUGCUUCUAGAGAUUGAAAAAAUGGAACAUCAGAAAGAGAAGUGGGUAAGGUUGAACAGGAAACCUCAAUAUACGAAAAUAAACGGGCCCUUUGGGCCUUUCGGUUAAUGGACAGAAUCUCCACACAGCAGCUGGGCUGACACUUAAGCACUGCCACUCCUGUUAAGAAGUUUCUGAGCCAGAAGAACUUAGGAUGUAUUUUUGUUUUUGAAACUAUAUCAUUCAUUAGUGUCUAGCCAUUGUGGUUCAAUUUGUCUGCUUGGCUCGACUCACUGAAAUGGUUAAAUAUAAACUGUCAAAUGUCAAA
Molecule: messenger RNA, 1756 nt
Organism: Apodemus sylvaticus (European woodmouse)
Lineage: Eukaryota; Metazoa; Chordata; Mammalia; Rodentia; Muridae
Product: zona pellucida sperm-binding protein 3 receptor-like
Exons: 10
Coding region: 1-1557 (518 amino acids)
Source: RefSeq, a predicted model, not a curated record